GAAGUGUCUCUGGAGUCAAUCGUUCCAGUUCAUCCGACCGACGUUUGUCGUCCCAACAACAUCACCGUCCAAUCUGAAAAUACCGUUCACACCGACAAUCAUAUCACCGCCAAGUACCUCAACCGUGGUGCUGAUGUCGUGGUCUCAGAUGGCCAGUUCACUAUUUUGCCUACUGUCAAGCCUUAUGAGUUCCAAACAACCCGCAAGGUUGGCAAGACUGGG
Suillus clintonianus is the source of this 222-nucleotide messenger RNA. RefSeq lists its product as uncharacterized. The record is from RefSeq and is a predicted model, not a curated record. The transcript has a single exon. The annotation marks the transcript as partial. Lineage: Eukaryota; Fungi; Basidiomycota; Agaricomycetes; Boletales; Suillaceae.